AUGGCUGCGAAUAUUGAGAGUAUCACUCCCUCUUCCUCCCGCGCCCCUGCUGCAGCGACAAGACGCCGGUCGUCCUCUCACUCUACUCAGAAGAAGCCAUGGCAGCAUUCCGGACGACCAUCCUUCCACUCGAGUCAUUCUCGGCCGACGCCAGAAGAAAUCCAGCACCUGUCGCAUCAAGUCAGCCAUCAAACAACGCUAUCGUCACAUAAACGUGUUCCGAAAUGGUACAAGAUUCGUUGGUUCAAAGGGAUGAUUGAUGAUGUUAAGAGACGAGCACCCUUCUACUGGAGCGAUUGGCGAGAUGCCUGGGAUUAUAGGGUAGUUCCAGCAACAGUAUAUAUGUAUUUCGCAAACAUCCUCCCUGCCCUGGCCUUCUCGCUUGAUAUGUUCACCAAAACACACAACUCCUUCGGUGUUAACGAGGUCCUCCUAGCUUCUGUUCUAGGCUGCGUGGUAUUUUCGCUCCUUGCAGCACAGCCGCUUGUCAUAGUUGGUGUCACCGGACCAAUCACAGUUUUCUCAUACACUGUAUAUGACAUUGUCGUCCCAAAGGGAACCAACUACUUCGCUUUCAUGGCUUGGGUCGGCAUAUGGUCUCUGAUCAUGCAUUGGCUCCUUGCCAUCACCAAUAGUUGCAAUAGCCUGACCUACGUCACGAGGUUCAGCUGUGACACAUUUGGAUUCUACGUGGCCUUCAUUUACUUGCAAAAGGGGAUCCAAGUUUUGACGCGGCAAUGGGAGUUGGCCGGAAGUGAAAGCGCAUAUCUCUCUGUUAUGGUCAGUUUGCUAGUGCUAGGGUUUGCUUAUGGUUGUGGCAUUCUGGGCGAAAGCAACCUUCUCCAACGACAUGUGAGAAAGUUCAUCGAGGAUUACGGCACCCCAUUGACAAUCGUAUUUUUCACCGGAUUUGUUCAUUUCGGGCACAUGAAAGAUGUACAUGUUGAGACGCUCCCAACCAGUAAGGCAUUCUUCCCGACCGCUGACCGGGGCUGGUUUGUCCAUUUUUGGGACAUUGGAGUGGGUGAUAUUUUCCUCGCCAUUCCAUUUGCCGUACUAUUGACCAUUCUGUUCUGGUUCGACCACAAUGUCUCGUCCCUCAUCGCUCAAGGAUCCGAGUUUCCUCUUCGUAAGCCACCAGGCUUUCACUGGGACAUCUUUCUUCUCGGAUUGACCACCGGUAUUGCUGGUCUUCUGGGCAUCCCUUUCCCCAAUGGCCUGAUUCCCCAAGCACCAUUCCACACAAAUUCGCUUUGCGUGACCCGGCAGGUCGCCGACGAGAAAGCGAAAGGCGGCGUCAUCCGGGUCACUGACCACGUAGUGGAACAGCGAGUUAGCAAUCUGGCGCAAGGCCUCCUCUUCGUCGUUACCAUGACAGGCCCACUUCUGGUGGUCCUCCAUCUAAUUCCACAAGGCGUCCUCGCCGGACUCUUCUUCGUCAUGGGCAUGCAAGCACUCGUAGGCAACGGUGUCACUCAGAAGAUGCUCUUCCUCGCCCGCGACCGUGAACUCACAGACGCACUGGACCCUUUAGCGCGGCUAGAACGCAGGUCUUCGAUCUGGGCAUUUGUGGGCCUGGAGCUGAUAGGGUUUGGCGCGACGUUUGCAAUCUCCCAGACCAUCGCCGCCAUCGGGUUUCCCGUCAUCAUUUUCCUUCUCAUCCCGCUCCGCACCUGGCUGAUGCCCAAAUGGUUCCGCGAUGAGGAAUUGAGAGCCCUCGACGCACCCACCGCCGGCCCCUUUGUGAUGGAGAGCGUCGGCGGCGCCUACGGUGAGAGCGGAUCCAGUACCCCGGAUCCAAGCACGCCGGACGAAGCCGCCGUGGUCGAGGACACCCUGGAGAGAGGCGAGAGCUAUGAGCUCCAUAGCAAACACGACGCCGCAGGUGUCGUCCUUUCAAGGAGGAUCAGCCACAGCGAGUUACAGAGGCCGGAGACGGGAAUGCGCAGGAGAAGUCGCACUUCGUUGAACAGACGCGAGUGA
This is a messenger RNA of Exophiala aquamarina CBS 119918, 1983 nucleotides long. RefSeq lists its product as uncharacterized. Gene Ontology annotation, cellular component: plasma membrane; fungal-type vacuole. Gene Ontology annotation, biological process: borate transport; transmembrane transport; monoatomic anion transport. The record is from RefSeq and is a predicted model, not a curated record. The transcript is spliced from 3 exons. The coding region runs from base 1 to 1983 and encodes 660 amino acids. Lineage: Eukaryota; Fungi; Ascomycota; Eurotiomycetes; Chaetothyriales; Herpotrichiellaceae. Gene Ontology annotation, molecular function: solute:inorganic anion antiporter activity; borate efflux transmembrane transporter activity.